Molecule: messenger RNA, 756 nt
Organism: Orbilia oligospora ATCC 24927
Lineage: Eukaryota; Fungi; Ascomycota; Orbiliomycetes; Orbiliales; Orbiliaceae
Exons: 3
Coding region: 1-756 (251 amino acids)
Biological process (GO): phosphatidylinositol biosynthetic process
Cellular component (GO): Golgi apparatus; membrane
Molecular function (GO): CDP-diacylglycerol-inositol 3-phosphatidyltransferase activity
Source: RefSeq, a predicted model, not a curated record
AUGGCGUCUCAAAAGGUCGUCGCCAACGGGUCCUCCACAAAACCACAAUCACAACCAAAUCCCCUGCCACGGUGGCUGCGAACAAAUAACGUUUAUCUUUUUGUCCCUAAUCUCAUCGGUUAUGCUCGUAUUGUCCUUGCUUCUAUUUCAUUGGUCUACAUGCCUAUCCACCCGUUAACAUGUACCAUCCUAUACGGCGUUUCAUGCAUCUUGGAUGCUCUCGACGGAUAUGCUGCUCGCAAAUUCUCCCAAUCGACCAAGUUUGGUGCCGUUCUCGACAUGGUUACCGAUCGUUGUACAACCAGCUGUCUGCUCAUGUUCUUAAGCGCUGCCUACCCCGAACAUCCCGGCUUGAAGAUUCUCUUUCAGUUCUUGCUAUCUCUAGAUCUUGCCAGUCACUAUAUGCACAUGUACGCGAUGAUGGAGAAGGGAGCUGGCAGCCACAAGAGCGUAGAUAGAGAACAAAGCAAGAUCCUGAAUCUCUAUUACACAAAUAAGGCUGUCUUGUUCACAUUUUGUGCCGCCAACGAACUCCACUUUGUCUCCUUAUACCUCCUUUCCUUCCCAUCACCAUCGGCUGCCAGAGAUGCCAUUCUACCCUUCAUCAAGGGUAUGGCCUACGUCACCUUUCCUAUCUGCUUCGGAAAGCAGAUCAUCAACUUCGUCCAGAUGGCCAGAGCUGCCGAAACCCUCGUCAACAUCGACAAAGAGAGCAGGCAGCUAUCACACCAGCUGAAUGGCGAGAAGAAGGAAUAA